Messenger RNA from Gadus chalcogrammus (walleye pollock), 1181 nucleotides. RefSeq names its product Ras-related GTP binding A (gene rraga). The record is from RefSeq and is a predicted model, not a curated record. Gene Ontology annotation, biological process: cellular response to amino acid stimulus; regulation of autophagy; cellular response to starvation. Gene Ontology annotation, molecular function: GTPase activity; GTP binding. Gene Ontology annotation, cellular component: nucleus; lysosome; Gtr1-Gtr2 GTPase complex. Lineage: Eukaryota; Metazoa; Chordata; Actinopteri; Gadiformes; Gadidae. The coding region runs from base 152 to 1099 and encodes 315 amino acids. The transcript has 10 exons.
UGUGACAGCCAUAAAUAACAAAAUCAUGUGACUAGCGCGUAAACAGGAAGCAGCUGAUCUGGACUUCUGGCUGCCUGGACCAAGACGUGUGCUGUAACACAUCUGCUUCAACAACAUCAAGUUUAACGGGAGGAUUCAACAGUAUUACGGGAUGUCGAGCACAGCCAUGAAGAAGAAGGUCCUGCUGAUGGGGAAGAGCGGGUCCGGGAAGACCAGCAUGAGGUCCAUCAUCUUCGCCAACUACAUCGCUCGGGACACCCGGCGUCUGGGGGCGACGAUUGAUGUGGAACACUCGCAUGUGAGAUUCCUCGGGAACCUGGUUCUGAAUCUAUGGGACUGUGGAGGCCAGGACACCUUCAUGGAGAACUACUUCACCAGCCAGAGGGACAACAUCUUCCGUAACGUGGAGGUGCUGAUCUAUGUGUUCGACGUGGAGAGCCGGGAGCUGGAGAAGGACAUGCACUACUACCAGUCGUGCCUGGAGGCCAUCCUGCAGAACUCCCCUGACGCCAAGGUCUUCUGCCUGGUCCACAAGAUGGACCUGGUUCAGGAGGACCAGCGAGACCUGAUCUUUAACGAGCGCCAGGAGGACCUGAGGAGGCUGUCCAGACCACUGUCCUGCACCUGCUUCAGGACGUCCAUCUGGGACGAGACGCUCUACAAGGCCUGGUCCAGUAUCGUCUACCAGCUCAUCCCUAACGUCCAGCAGCUUGAGACUAACCUGAGGAACUUCGCUCAGAUCAUAGAGGCAGACGAGGUGCUGCUGUUUGAGAGAGCUACGUUUCUGGUGAUCUCUCACUAUCAGUGCAAAGAGCAGCGCGAUGCCCAUCGCUUCGAGAAGAUUAGCAACAUUAUCAAACAGUUCAAACUCAGCUGCAGUAAACUAGCGGCCUCCUUCCAGAGUAUGGAAGUGAGGAACUCCAACUUCGCCGCCUUCAUCGACGUCUUCACCUCCAACACCUACGUCAUGGUCAUCAUGUCGGACCCCUCCAUACCGUCCGCAGCCACUCUGAUCAACAUCCGGAACGCCCGCAAGCACUUCGAGAAGCUGGAGCGAGUCGACGGACCCAAACACAGUCUGCACAUGCGCAUGCGUUAGCCAAUCGGAUUCGCGCCUGCGGUUCUGAUGGACCAAUCGGCGUCGAGAGACUGCUGCAGGCUGUGUGAAGCCCCGCCCCCCC